GCUGAGCAUUCUCAAACAACCAAAGCCACAUACAUCCCUUGCUCGAUAGCCUCACCAUUGUGGGCAGCUUGCUUGCUUUCUCAUGGCAGCAAAUCAGCUACCAGAACCGUCAUGGGAGGAACUGCUCGGUAGUAAAAACUGGGACUCGCUUCUCGAUCCUUUUGAUCUCUCACUUCGCAAGCUCAUCCUCCGCUGCGGUGACUUCUGCCAAGCAACAUAUGACGCCUUCAACAACGACCAAAACUCCAAGUUCUGCGGCGCAAGCCGCUAUGGUAGGUCCUCUUUCUUCGACAAAGUCAUGCUGGAAUCUUCCUCCGAUUACAGAGUCGAGUCAUUUCUCUAUGCCACUGCUCGCGUCUCUCUCCCCGAAGCCUUUUUGCUCCACUCCAGGUCAAGGGAAUCCUGGGACCGCGAGUCCAACUGGAUUGGCUACAUCGCCACCACGUCCGACGAAACAUCGAAAGCCCUCGGUCGACGCGAGAUCUACGUAGUGUGGCGAGGAACCACCAGAGACUAUGAGUGGAUUAAUGUCCUUGACGCCAAGCUUGAGCCUGUCGAACCCCUUUUGCGAGUCGAUGAAAAUACCAACAACCAAAAAGAUGGUAAUAGUAGCAGCAGCAGUGACAGUGAUGAUGAAAACAAGAAGCAGCCUAAAGUGAUGCUCGGCUGGCUGACGCUUUACAUUUCUGACAAUCCCAAAUCAUCUUUUACAAAAAUAAGUGCAAGGGCACAGCUUUUGGGUAAGAUUAAAGAGUUGAAAGAGAGACACAUGGAUGAAAACGUAAGCAUAGUGUUCACUGGGCAUAGUUUGGGGGCUAGUUUAUCAAUUUUAAGUGCUUUUGAUGCGGUUGAGAAUGGCAUAGUCGACGAUAUUCCUGUUGCAGCUAUUGUAUUUGGUUCACCACAGGUGGGAAAUAAGGCUUUUGAUGAGAGAAUGAAAAGGUAUCCGAAUCUUACAAUUUUGCAUAUAAAGAACACGAUCGAUAUCAUUCCUCACUACCCUAGCUUGUUGUUGGGGUACGUUUAUACCGGGACCGAAUUGGUAAUCGAUACGAGGAAGUCUCCGAGCUUGAAGGACUCGAAGAACCCCAGUGAUUGGCAUAAUUUGCAGGCAAUGUUGCACAUAGUAGCAGGGUGGAAUGGAGAGAAAGGAGAGUUUAAGGUGAGAGUGAAGAGAAGUUUGGCUUUGGUGAACAAGUCUUGUGCGUUUUUAAAAGAUGAGUGCUUGGUGCCCGGUUCAUGGUGGGUGGAGAAGAACAAAGGGCUUGUGAGAAAUGAAGAUGGGGAGUGGGAAAUGACUCCACCGACCGAUGAGGACUACCCUACACCUGAAUAAUCUUUGGCGACUAAUAGUUUAAUUUGGUCUUCUUUUUCUAGCUUUUUGUUUUGUCUUGUUUCAUUUUUAUGUCUUGGUCCCUUCAUCUAGGAGAUUUGCUGCAAAUAUAGGAAAUCAAGUGCUAUUU
This is a messenger RNA of Hibiscus syriacus, 1463 nucleotides long. RefSeq names its product phospholipase A1-IIdelta-like. Bases 83 to 1336 code for a protein of 417 amino acids. Gene Ontology annotation, molecular function: glycerophospholipid phospholipase A1 activity. Gene Ontology annotation, biological process: lipid metabolic process. NCBI's taxonomy places the organism in Eukaryota, Viridiplantae, Streptophyta, Magnoliopsida, Malvales, Malvaceae. The transcript has a single exon. The record is from RefSeq and is a predicted model, not a curated record.